AUGUUAAAUAGCUGGGCGGGUUACUUGGCUGACAAUGCGCUGUAUCCUUUGAGCCAGAUAUCACUGGCCUCUCCGACUGCGAGCGAUAAUUCGACAAAUGUGGCCGCCAAAGGGAUCAUCGGGAUUGGGGCGAUGGGGGCUAUUGAUAAAAUGUUGAAUUAUGGCAGCAACAGCUCUGUCAAUUACUCGUCGAUGGCUAUCGAAUACGCCUCGCAUUGGGAGUCGCUAGCCUUUGUCACGUCCAAUGGCCAGACGCAUCUAACUUCGACAUAUGGAGGUCCGGAGUCCUCCUGGACACUGGUGGACUCACUAUUUGGCGAUAAAUUACUUGCGAUGGGGGUGAUAAGUUCCCAGGUUUAUGAUGCCCAGACCCAAUUCUACGAGCAAUUGAUGAAUGAUAAUGCUGCCUCCUAUGGAUAUGGACUUCCUAUGGAUGAAUCGUCGAAGAUUGGGAACUCAGCGGCUUUGGCAAUGGUUGCCGCAACCAUGACAAACGCAAGUACUCGCGCUCAAAUUCUGUCCAGCGUAGCUUCGUACGCUGCAUUGCCAUUGUCACUCAACAUUUUCCCCACUUCCUACUAUGUCUCAAAUGGAUCAUACGUUUCGGGCCCGGCAAGUCCUGCUCAAGGUGCACUCUUUGCGCCUAUGGUAUUGAGUCUAUUGAUACCACCAACAAAUAGCACAACGCCCCCUGCGUCUUACACUCCCGGAUCUACACCAGCCAAGUCACACACGAGUUUAGGCGUCAUUCUUGGGGCUGUUUUUGGAAGCGUCGCGGGGCUCCUGAUUAUUGCCAUCGCCGCUGUGAUGUUCAUACGUCGCAGGCGAUACAAGGCCGUCCCAAAUGACUUGCCUAUCUCCUCGCCUUCAUUCCAAUAUGAUACGGUUACACCGUUCAUCCCCUCGGAGGACGGCGUUUCAGGAUCGUACGUCUCGCCGGACGAGAGUUUGCAGACAUCGAAAACGAAAGAAAUUCACCAGGAUAUGGUGACAUCGCCAUUCUCAGCGACCUCUCCCCUAUCCUCUACACAGGCGGGAAACACGGCAACGGAGGGCGCGGCUGCAGAUGGCCCGGCUACCGAGGGUGUGGGGUCGCCUUUGAGGCAGCCUGGUGAGGGGCCAAGCAGAAACCACGUUAUGACCGAACUCCGUACGGAAGUGUUACAGCUGCGCCAGUUCAUGCAGAGUAUGAAUGAGCGGCUGCAGGUCGAACCCCCUCCCACAUAUUCGGAAUAG
Molecule: messenger RNA, 1236 nt
Organism: Fibroporia radiculosa
Lineage: Eukaryota; Fungi; Basidiomycota; Agaricomycetes; Polyporales; Fibroporiaceae
Exons: 8
Coding region: 1-1236 (411 amino acids)
Source: RefSeq, a predicted model, not a curated record